Liolophura sinensis is the source of this 2361-nucleotide messenger RNA. Its product is annotated as zinc transporter ZIP1-like. Gene Ontology annotation, cellular component: plasma membrane. The record is from RefSeq and is a predicted model, not a curated record. Gene Ontology annotation, molecular function: zinc ion transmembrane transporter activity. Lineage: Eukaryota; Metazoa; Mollusca; Polyplacophora; Chitonida; Chitonidae. Bases 44 to 1372 code for a protein of 442 amino acids. Gene Ontology annotation, biological process: zinc ion transmembrane transport. The transcript has a single exon.
GGCUAUCGGACUGGUCUGGUCUAAAGUGGUUGCCUUGUCCACUAUGUUCAUCGUGACAAUGGCGUUUGGAAUAAUUGCCAAUCUUAUCGUUCGUUACUUUGAGCGGAAGGGUAAAAACACAGCAAACUUGGACGAAAGCAUGGUCGUGCAUCUGUUGAACUGUUUGGCGGGUGGCUUGUUUUUCGGAACUUUCCUGCUGGGACUGCUUCCGGAAGUCCGAGAGUUGUUCGAAGGAAUUAUGGAGAGAUACAACGUUGAUACCCACUUCCCCGUGGCGGAGGCAGCCACAGCCGUGGGGUUUUUCUUCGUCAUGAUUUUGGAGCACCUCAUUGAAAUGUGCCAACGUGGGGCCAGUGGCCAUGGCCAUGGCCAUGGCGGUAGCCAUAAUCACGGACACAUCAAUGGUCAUGAAGAUGGCCAUAGACAAAGUCACGUGACCGGGCAGAGCAACUCCGUUAGGAACAGUACCGGUAAAGGCGAGAGCAAACCUUCCACACUCAGAACACUGUAUUACAGCAAUGGCAGGUACACGCCACAAAAUGGCGAGAGCGGCCUUCCUGACUCCCAUCAGAACGUCAACACGAACAAUAGGUAUCCUGUGACAACGGACACGUCUGGACAACAGAGGAUGGACGAUCUAAAUUUCAGACUGGGCGAAAGGAACCUUGCAUUCGACCCUGUGCACAAAGACGAGAACAGGGUUGGCAACAAGUCGACAUCAGACACCGAAUUUCAGCUCUCUACUGAGGGCAUUGAGGAAACUCCCCACGGCCACAGUCAGAUAUCUGAAAAUGUGAUGCUCAGUUCAAAUCUUGGAAAUGGUGGUGAACAGAGCGUGGAGGCUGAGCUUGGGACUGAGGGCACGGCUGCAGUGGUUCUCGCUAGCGCCGAUAAGAAGCCGUCUUUCCUGAGGGCGUUCGUCUUGGUCCUGGCCCUGUCCUUACACACGCUGUUCGAGGGCCUGGCUUUAGGGUUACAGAGGGACGAGGCCACUAUCUGGACCCUGCUCAUCGCCGUGUCUGUCCACAAGGCCGUUAUCGUCAUUGCACUCUCCAUUGAGCUGUCCAAAGGCGGACACAAUACCAUCAAGAGGAUAUACAUUACUCUAAUAGUGUUUGCUAUCAUGUCACCGAUAGGGGUUGGAGUGGGAAUUGCUAUAACGGAGACGGGGGCCCCUAACGACCUCGCUACAGACACAGCCUCCAGCAUACUACAGGGGCUCGCCGGAGGAACAUUUCUUUAUGUCACGUUUUUUGAAGUGUUAAACCGAGAGCUGGAAAAUGGCUAUGACUUGAGAAAAGUUUUGUCUGUCAUGAUCGGAUUUUCGGCCAUUAUAGGCCUUCAAUUCUUGGAACAUUCCCAGGCCCAUUAAGGACUGACCUUCAACUACCUGUAACCAAAAAAGCUCCCUACGGACAUGCGCCAAUUCUACGUAAGAGUGUGUUAGUUACAUAAAACAUGGUGUACUUAAAGGAUGCAUGAAAAAGAACUCUGAAACAAAGAUUAUGAUUCUAUGUCUAGUGAAGAAAAUUAUGCCCAGGGAUUUUUGUUAAAAGUUUUCGUUUGAGAGUAUUUUUUAUACCUGUUAAUUACCCCUCUAUAUUAUGCAUAUUUUCCGUCAACUGUGGAAUUUUUUUCAAAAUUACGUCAUGGUUGAUCUUGCUCGGAACUCCGUGAACUCCCCGCGAAGUGACAUUCGGUCUGUUCCCACAUGCUCGCUCCUAUUCGAUCUGUCCCCUACAGAGUUCUUUUUAAACAGGGAUCAUCGUUGACGUCACCGCUGCUAGCUACCUAAUCUCCGAACUGACCGCUGGGGCCGUAAGAAAACUGUACUUUGAAACCAUUUUACACCCCCCACCUCAACCCUCCCCCAAGCGAACAUAAAAAAUUUUAUUUGUACUGUUAUCAUAUUCUGCACAUUAAGAAACAAACCCAAAGCGUUUCCUUAUGUCCUUUAAGGCACGACUUUAUCCAGUCCAUAGUCUUCCACCAUUCUGCGAAAUGUCGCAGAGACUGCUAAUGAACAUCGUGCAAACGUCGUGGUUAGAUUGACGACUAAAAUGACCUGCGGUGUGACGAAUGUCGUCUGCAUGACUGUGGUUCAAGGAGCAUGACAUGUGACAAGUUUGAUAACAUGUUCCCGUCUUGUUCGCUGUACAGGGGUGCUUGUAGUCUGUGGUUAUUAUGUACUUCUUAUAUCACGCCAUCUUUCAGUCUACCCGAGCAUGAUAUUACUGUGCACUGUGAAGUAUAAUUUAACCUUAAAUGCGAAAUGGCAUCGAUCCAUCCUUAUCCAAAUGCCUUUUUACAGGCAUGUAGAUUUGUUUGUAUUUGCAACUUGGUGCCGUAAUCUAAGAAUAU